Molecule: messenger RNA, 1351 nt
Organism: Oppia nitens
Lineage: Eukaryota; Metazoa; Arthropoda; Arachnida; Sarcoptiformes; Oppiidae
Product: proton-coupled amino acid transporter 1-like
Exons: 7
Coding region: 17-1351 (444 amino acids)
Biological process (GO): amino acid transmembrane transport
Cellular component (GO): vacuolar membrane
Molecular function (GO): amino acid transmembrane transporter activity
Source: RefSeq, a predicted model, not a curated record
AACCAAAAUAAUAAUAAUGUCUCAAAAAACAAAUUAUGGCCAAACGUUAAUGCAUUUGCUUAAUGGAUAUAUCGGGUCUGGUAUACUGGCAAUGCCCCGUGCGUUUGCCGACGGCGGACUGAUUAUCGCCUGUAUAGGUACACCUAUUUUUGCCGUUUUGAUGAACUACUGUAUACUGUUGUUGGUAUGGAUUAACGCCCACCUGUGUCGUGAACUAGGCUCACAACCCAUGGAUUAUGAGGACGUAGCUGAAAAAGUGCUAUUAAAUGGACCGAAACCGUUAAAACGGUUUGCCAAAACUGCCCGUUAUAUUGUGAUGACAUUUUUGGUUAUAUCUCAAGUGGGCGGCUGUUCCGUAUAUAACGUGUUUAUUGCCGAUAAUCUCAAAAUUUUUUUGAUUCGUGUCAACUCAGACCAGAAUACUACUGCUCCGGCACUUAUCGGUGCCAACUAUGAUGGCUUCUGGUCCAUGUCCAUCGAGUACUACCUACUAAUUAUACUACCGAUUCUUGUAGUGUUGACCUAUGUCCGCAACAUACGUACCCUAUCGAUAGCCAGUCUAUUGGCCAAUCUCUUACAAGUGGUAGCACUAUGUAUGCUAUUAUACAAUCUGUUACGCGAUAUACCCGAUCCGGUAACCAUACAUACUGUUCCCGUUGGCAACAAAAUACCAUUCUUUUUCACUACCAGUGUGUUUGCCUUCGAAGUAGUCAAAGUGGCCAUCCCAUUGUACAAGAAUAUGGAAAAACCGGAACAAAUGAGCCAAACGUUUGGUGUCCUCAACGUCGCUAUAGUCAUAGUAUUGGCCUUUUAUUUUACAAUCGGUUUUCUCGGUUAUGUCAAAUACGGUUCAUCAGUCGAGGCCAGCCUUACGCUAUCACUGCCAGCAGAGAUACUCUACUAUUGUGUUCAGUUUAUAUAUGCCGUAGCAGUGGUACUCACGUAUCCCAUACUGUUGUUCGGUGCCAUCGAGAUGUUGUGGCCAUUGAUUGACAAACGGUUGAUCGACAAUAAGGCCAGUUAUUGCAAACGUGAGAUAUCUAACUAUUUAUUCAGAACUCUUAUGGUUUUACUCACGUUUGCUUUUGCCGCACUCAUACCUGAACUGGAGCUCAUAAUCUCAUUAUUUGCCGCUAUAAGCAUGAGUUUCAUAGCCAUCAUAUUCCCACCGAUUCUACAUUUGUUGACAUUUAGCUCUCAAAAGCAAAGUCGGUUCACAUUUAUUUGGAUGAAUGCAAUGAAUGGUAUACUUAUAGUGUUUGGUCUCAUUGGGUUUGGUUUUGGCACAUAUUAUAGCAUUAGUGAUAUUAUUAAUGAAUUCUCCAAAGAGGAUAUACAUAUUGAAGGAUAG